GACGUCACAUCCGGUGAGUGGGGUCUUUUUUUGUUUUCCCGUAUCCGCCAUUUCAGUUUUUGAAGUUAGUUGUCAUCGGUCGCUGGAUUGUAGCUGGAAUUCUGCCGCUAAAACGCAUUAUAUGAUCAUUGCAGCUUAAUACCGGUCACAAACCAAAUAAGAGUCCUUUUUGUUCCGUAGUUGUAGUUCUACGUCGGCGAGUUGAUGUCCAAACGGCUCGCUGCGGAUGUCGCCCGUUUACUAAACGUGCUCUAGGCGCUAAAGUUUUUGUAUGAGUUGAAGGCUUCGCUUGUGGAUAACGGGAGGGAGAGAAGGGAAGGCCCGGUGAAGCCUCGGCUUUGGAGUGGUUAUCAUGGCCGGAAAUUUUGACGCGGAGGACCGUGGCAGCUGGUACUGGGGUCGGCUGAGCAGGCAGGAGGCAGUGUCUCUGUUGCAGGGGCAGCGGCACGGCGUGUUUCUGGUCCGGGACUCCAUCACCAGCCCCGGCGACUACGUGCUGUCGGUGUCGGAGAACUCCAAAGUCUCGCAUUACAUCAUUAACAGCAUCAGCAACAACCGACAAUCCGGUCCAGCUUCGGCCCAUCCGAGGUUCCGUAUCGGUGACCAGGAGUUCGAAGCUCUCCCUGCUUUGCUAGAGUUCUAUAAAAUCCACUACUUGGACACCACCACCUUAAUAGAACCCAUCAACAAGUCCAAACACACCUCCUUCAUCAGCCUCGGUCCCGGCGGCCCCCCGCAGCGCCUGGAAGACGAGUUUGUCCGAGCACUUUUCGAUUUCCCCGGCAAUGACGAGGAGGAUCUUCCGUUUAGGAAGGGCGAUAUUCUCCGAGUUCUGGAGAAGCCAGAGGAGCAGUGGUGGAACGCCCAGAACUCUGAAGGCCGGGCGGGGAUGAUCCCAGUGCCGUACGUGGAGAAGUACCGGCCGGCGUCUCCGAAUUCGGUAGCGGGGCCUGGCGUACCUGGGGGGCCGCCGGGAGGAAUGGGGAUGCUAGGGAACUCUGACGGCUCUGCAGCCCAGUCUGGCGCUCCACUGCUUGGAGACCCCAGCCAGUACGCCCAGCCCACCCCCCUUCCAAAUCUCCAGAAUGGACCCGUCUUUGCCAGGGCCAUACAGAAGAGGGUGCCCAACGCCUACGACAAGACCGCCCUGGCUUUAGAGGUGGGCGACAUGGUGAAGGUGACCAAAAUAAACGUGAACGGCCAGUGGGAGGGUGAAUGUAAAGGCAAACGUGGCCACUUUCCCUUCACACACGUCAAAUUGCUGGACCAGCACAACGCCGAAGAUGAACUGAGCUGAGAGCGGACAGCCAGGCCGCAACCUGGACACUAGUAUUAGACCCUUCCUUCCCCCCCCCUCCCUCUCUCCUGCUCUCACCUCUCCUUCCCUCACGUCGGCUCCAGCUUCUACCUGCACCGAGUACAGUUUCAGAGAAUCACUGAGAACAAACGGGCCCUCGUUGGACCUUUUGUAACGCACACACCUCUGUUUCCCCUCUGAGUAAUCCUGCCCGCCCUUCUGCUCCGACUGUAAACUGAACCUGCUGUUCUCCAUGGAUGUGGCUCCCUGUAGAUCCUCCCCUCGCCGUGCCCCCGACACGCCUCCUCGCCGCAGAGUUCGACCACUUCCUCUUCCCAUGUUGGAGCCGAUAGAUAACUGUCCUCAUCCGCCACUCGUGCUGCAUUCAUGUCCAAUGGUAAUCCAGAAACACGCUGAAGAGCAACAACAUGUGUUGUUUCGGUGCCCUUAUUGAAUAUAUAUAUAUAU
Molecule: messenger RNA, 1765 nt
Organism: Cottoperca gobio
Lineage: Eukaryota; Metazoa; Chordata; Actinopteri; Perciformes; Bovichtidae
Gene: crk
Product: v-crk avian sarcoma virus CT10 oncogene homolog
Exons: 3
Coding region: 353-1297 (314 amino acids)
Biological process (GO): cell migration; enzyme-linked receptor protein signaling pathway
Cellular component (GO): cytoplasm
Molecular function (GO): signaling adaptor activity; receptor tyrosine kinase binding
Source: RefSeq, a predicted model, not a curated record